GUGAUGCUUGGUGGCGAAAUCAACACUUCCCACUUCCGGAUCUCGAGGGUCGCAAAGAAAAAGAACUUCCCAGAUUUCAGACGACAAAAACAACGAGUUACACGGCGAAUUUGGUGGCCUAAAAGUUGUUUUUACCUCAAUGGAGGCGGAGGGAUCGCUGUGCCGGGCCCUGUACGACUUUGUGCCCGAGCCAGGCGAGCAGGGGCUGGCGUUCGAGGCCGGGGACUGGGUCCGCGUGCUGCAGACGGCCGAAGACGGCUGGUGGGAGGGCGAGAAAGACGGCGGCGUCCGGGGAUGGUUCCCCGCUACGUAUGUUGAACUUGUCGACGAGAGUCAGAUAGAAAACCAGUAUCACAAUGUUGAUGACUCUGAACCAAUCAGAAGCCCGUCGCCAGGGCAACCACAGGAGCCCCUCCCUCCAGGAUGGCAGGUGUUCAUGUCCCCAGAUGGAAGACCGUACUAUGUGAACAGGCAAACCAGUGAAACAUCAUGGGAUGCCCCUUUAAUGCCAGGAUCGCCAGUAACAACACCAACCACGCCUACCAAGAAACAAGGAUAUGACGUGAUUGAAACAGACGGGGGUCAGAAGACGCCAGAAAAAACUCCAGAACCCGAAGACAAGAUACUUCAGUCACCCAAGAAGGUGGUGAAUAAUUCCACGCCGUCUUCCUCGGCAAAGCUGUCAAAGGACACUCCAAAGACAGAAAGCACACCGAACAUCAAAUCUCCAGACACAAAAACAACUGAUGAAAACAACGUGGUAAACCAUCUGACAUUCCCUCCUAGUUCCAGUGCUUCUGAUCAGAAACUCCUAAAACCUGGAGAGUACAGCUACUGUGACUACUUUUGGGCUGAUAAGGGGAAUCUUCCUGGCUUCCAUGUCCUCCUAGAAAAACAGCUACAAGGCAAACAGAUGACUAAAGAAAUGGCAGAGUACUUCACUGAAAGGGCAGCUGCAGAAGAAGCAUAUGCUAGAACCCUGACAAGAUUGUCUCAAAACUUGUUGGCAUCUCAAGAAGAAGGAACGCUGGGAGACACGUGGAGUGAAGUGAAGAAGAGUAUUGCACAAGAAGCAGAGGUUCACCACAGAUUCUCAGUUAAGGUACAAGAUGAUAUAGUUAAACCACUCGCAACAUUCAGAGAAACCUUCAAGAAAGAUAUGAAAAAGACGGAACAGCACAUUGCCGACCACAGAAAGCAGAUCCAGCAAAAGUAUCAAGGCAUCAACAAGGCAAAGGCAGCCUUGGCUGAAAGACAAAAGGAGCUAGACCAGAAGCUACAGAAACAUAAGACGGAGGAUGAACUGAAAAAAGCCAGAAGAAAGUCCACAGCAGCAGGAGAUAACCUUCUUAAGUCAGUGGAGCAGUACAACAUCUCUCAGUCCAAGUGGUUUGAAGAAAUGGUUUCUUCUACCUUGGAGCUAGAAAGACUUGAGGGCGAGCGUGUACAGAUGGUGAAGGGACAGUUGAACAAAUACAUCUCACUUAGGAAGGAGGUGGACAAGGAAAGGGGAAAGGUAUUGGGUUCCAUCGAGGACAAGAUCGGUGACAUCAGUCCCGACAAAGACCGCGAAAGAUUCGUCAAAGCGCACGGCACCGGGCAAGUCCGACCAGUGGACUACAAGCUAGCCUAGAUCAAGUCCCCUAGUGUUACUUAUUCUUCAGACACUGAAAUGUUUUGAAACAGGCAGCAAAUUCUAUACAUUGGACAGCAAACUAUAGUUCCUAGAGGCCUUAUCUUUUAAGUGGCUAUUUGAAAAUGUUGUCAAUUUGUGUCAUUAACCCUUUAGCAAAAGUAGACUGCAUUGCAGUAUAAUAUCUUUUUUUUAUAGAAAAUAUUUGUUUGGUUAGUAAAGGUUGGUUGCUUUUUGAUGCUUUCGUUUUCUUUUGGAUGCAGUAUCGGGAAUUCAUUUUUCGGCAUAGCAAUACUUUUAUAAUGUGUGUUUGUGUGUGUUUGUGGCCAAGGAUUUGAUAUGAACAUGUAUGUUUCAAGGAUUCUUGGCGUUACCUAAGUGUAUGGCAAAGAACUUGUAUGGAAAGUAUGGAAGUUGUUGCAAUUAGUAAUAAGCACAGAGUUUUAUCAUUGUAUUACUCAAUCUGACUAGUACUAAUAUGUACUUAAAGCUCCAGGAAACCAAAGUGUGCCCUACAAUAAAGCUAUGGCAUAUACAGCAUGCUUGUAGCCAGGCUGAUAUGCUUAUUUGAAGUACAUUAGGCUAUGUUAUCUUUACUUAUAUAUGUGUAAUAAUAAACAAUCAUGAUACAGCUUAGUGCGCUUACACAAAAAUUAUUACAUUUUGUACUGUGGUGGAAAAAGGGGAAGAAACACUUUUUGCACUUCUUUGCUGCAUGUUAGGCUUUGUUGCGAAGUGUCAUUUUAAGUUGCAAAAUGCUACAUGACAAUCAUCUUCCCUCAAUAUGUCGACAUGGACCUCCAAAUAUGUUGUAAAUAAGGUAUGUAAAGCUAAAAUGUAUGUGUCAAGAUUUAUUUUUAGACUUUGAGAGCUUAUGGUUGAAAAGUCGAGAGUGAAAUUGUUCACAUUCCAUGUUUUAAUGUCUAUGUCAUGCAUAGCCAGUAUGAUUGAGAUGUCAAAAACUUGACUUUCUAUAUCAUGCAUAUGAUUGUGUAAUAUCAAACAUUGUGACACUUUAUGAAGCCACAAUCAAACUCAUUUUGUUAUGUCAUGUCUCUUUGUGAGGGACUGCAUAGCAUAUUGUAAUUAUGUGAAUUUUACUUAAUCUCCAAGCAGAUCCUAUGGUGGCAUAAGAUAAUAUCAAAAGCAGCAAAGGGGUGUAGCUACACUCUUUUGCCAGCUUUUGAUACUAUCUUAUACCACCAUAGGAUCUGCUUGGAGAUUAAAUUUUACUGUGUUCUAUGCUUAUGAAUGUAGUUUGAAAAUGUAGUUGUGUUUAGCUUUUUGGCAACACCUCAGGAGUGGAUACAUUUUCUGUUGUGAAGUGCAUUGAAAAAAAUCAAACUUUGAGACUUUUGUGUUAAAAUGCACAUUUAUCCAACAUCGAGCAACAUGCUUUUUUGGUCAUUUUAUCAUUAUGAUUAGAAAAAUGCUGUUUACACUUUUGUAUUAGACCUGCCUAGUACUGGUAUUUCAGUGUUGUUGUUUUUUUUCAAUUUUUUUUUCAGGUAUGGAAACAUUUCUACCAAUGCCAGGGUGAUAUUGCACUAGUUCUGGUUCUGCAUGAAACACAUUUUUCUGUUGUCUGGUUUAGCAAUGCAUGUAAGGUUAAUAAAAUAGUUAUAAAUUACUCCAUAAGACUACAGUUUUCACAAGGUUUUUAACGUCCUUGUUUUGGUAUUAAUCAUUCUGACAAAUUUGUAUUUGUUUGUAUUCUUUUUCAAAACAACUAUGUUAGCAAAGAUAAUGAUAGGGUCUUUUAGGAGACAUUUUGCUACCAAGUCUAGGUUAUUGGUUUAGAAAAGAUCGGAACAUUUAAGAACCCACAGGGAGUAUCAUGUCAAUUGUUUAACCUUUCAAUUCAGUUAAACUGCUUGCAAAAUAGUUAAUGGUUGUAAUUUUUCAAUCAUGUAUUCUAUUUCUAACAUCCACUUACAUUGUACAUGUAUUGCCCCGUAUGUACCAAUAUGGCUGUUUUAAGUCAUUAGUAUAUUUUGCUUUUGUGCAUUUGAGAUUUGUGUUGUCAGCUGGUUUAGAACAGUAAAAAGGGCAAAUAAGUUUGGUUACCAAUAAUGCCUUAAGGAUCAGCUUUUUGCGGCCUCCAUUUCAUCAUGCUAUAGUAUCAAUCAUGCGACAAAUUUGUAUUACUUAUGAUAUGGGAGAAAAAUUAUGUAGGCUUUAACAGUGGUGAAGGUAUGUCACCCUUUUUUUCUAAGAAGCCAAAAAUUUUGUUAGCUUUGUAUCAAAAGGUUUUGUACUAUUUUGUAAGAAUGUAGAGAAGAUAGUUUGCAAACAACCCAAAGCAAAAUGCUUUAAAUCUGUGCUAACAUCAUAGAAUAAUAUAAUGCUAUUGUAUAGAGACAAGACAAACUGUUUUCAGAGCUUUGUUGAUGGCAAAUAAUAAUUAACAGCCAAUAUGCAAAUAAGUAUGUUACAUGUAAAUUUGAACACUUAUAUUCUACAGCAAAUAAACAAUUUUUAUGACUUUGUA
This is a messenger RNA of Branchiostoma floridae (Florida lancelet), 4124 nucleotides long. RefSeq names its product growth arrest-specific protein 7-like. Gene Ontology annotation, biological process: actin filament polymerization; neuron projection morphogenesis. NCBI's taxonomy places the organism in Eukaryota, Metazoa, Chordata, Leptocardii, Amphioxiformes, Branchiostomatidae. The record is from RefSeq and is a predicted model, not a curated record. The transcript has 16 exons. Bases 140 to 1633 code for a protein of 497 amino acids. Gene Ontology annotation, molecular function: actin filament binding. Gene Ontology annotation, cellular component: cytoplasm; actin filament; plasma membrane.